AGCAACAGAAUGUAAGAUUAAUGGGGGAAUAUACGGAAACUUUUUUAUAAACGUUUUAAAAUGAAGUUUAACAAUAAAAGCUAAAAAAAACUUAAAUUGAAUUGAAAUGGGGAAGGUGUGAAAAUGUUGCAGUGUUAUCAAUUGGAAAUGCGACAAUCCGCUUUUUUCUUUGCUUUUGAAAUAUUUCAGAGUUUAAUUUUAUCAAAGUUUAGGGCGUAUCAAAAUGUAUCAAAAUGCAUAACUGGAUACUUUUCUCUUUCCGACACAAAAAAUGUACCUUUUGAGUGGUUGCAAUUCCAUUUGAUCCAUACUUAAAAUGAGCUUGAAAAUAUAAUGUUCAAAUUGUAGCCAAAGGGUUUUAAAAUAGUCAGUUGGCUGCUGCGUUACUCAAGUGGAAAAGAAAUCCGGAAAUGUAAAUUUAAUCGAUGUUAAUAGCUUUUAGAUAUUUUGAACGAAAAGCGAGAAAAGGUGAAUGUAUUGGAAAAGCCAACACACGCUUUCUCAUAAUUUACAUAUGGUAAUUGUAUGAAUCAGUUUCAUUUUGAUAGUUUACUGUAAAUUUCAAAGGCUUCUAGAAUUUUUUAUGAAUUCAUAGGAAAAUUUCCUGAAAUUUGCAAACCGGUUUGAAAAAGUACUUCAUUUUUCAAUUUUAGAAAGAAUGCAACUGAAUAGCUACAAAUAACUAACCGUAUUUCCUUUUGCACCCGGUUAUUUUAUUUUUUAUCAAAUUUUCAACUGAAAAACUAUAGAAAAAAUAAAUAGUCAGAAUUUUGUUAGUUGCCAACAUUCGGAAAAAUCUAAUGACAACUAUCUUAUGUGCUGCCAAAAUUUAACAAUCAGGUGCCAGACAUUAGAGGAAAUACGGUAUUAAUAAGUAUUAAACUUUUAAAAAAAUGAAAGUGUGAACGAGUUUUAAAUUUUUUGAUAACAAAUCAGGCAAGAGCUGGCAGUUGGGCAGAAGAUCUUCAGGAGAGCUUCCACGUUUGAUUUUAAAAUUGUAUAUUCUAGAAAAAAAUCUAGUAUUUCUUGCUGUAACAUUGAUUGAAAAAUGAUUUCAGCCAGACUGCAAAAGUCAUUAAAUCCUCCAAUUCUUAAAAUUUGAAACCUUUCAGAGCACCUUUUUUAACAAAUUUUUUAUUUCCCAUAUAUGUAUUUCAAACCAUUUUUUCCAAACAUAAACAAUUUAUUUGAAUAUAUUGUUCAAUUUUUUCCUGCGUCUCUCCAGCAAUGUCCAUUUCAAAAUGCAACUGCGAGCCCGGGAGCUUAUGAAAAUGAGUAUUGUAUCAUUUGCGGGCAACAUAAAAUAUGCGAAAUUUGGAUGAUGGGGCGGUGAGCGUAUUGAAUUCAAAUCAACAACUACUUCUAUAUUUUUGUUCGGAAAAACGGAGUCAGUCAGUUAAACAGUCAUGCAGACAAUACUGAUUCAACUGAUUGUACUUUUUACGUUAUUUCAUGAGGUGAAUACACUGGUCACUUGUUCAAGAUGUGAAUUUGGAAAUGAAGAAUGCAACUUUUCUCGAAGUACAUGUCGGGGAGAUUUCUGUUAUCAUGCUCAAUAUUUUUAUGGAAAUGAAAUGAUGCCAACGAUACAAAAAGGAUGUGUUAUAGGGGAAGUUGCUCCAGAAGGAUGUAGAGUCAAUCAUCAUGGAAAUGUUAUGUGUUUCUGUUCAGACGCUGACUACUGUAAUGCCAACUACACAUCACUUGCUGACACUGCUACAACAAUUCUUCCCGUUCAGACUUGUCAACCAGAAAAAGUGAACAACAUGCCAAAACCCAGAUGGACAAAGCCGUGUGCUGCAAACUAUUGUACUUUUAUUGAGGCAAAGACUCAAACUGAAGUGAACAGUGCCAAUUACACUUGGUCCACCAAAGACUGCAAUAAGGAGAAUGAAUUUGACUUUUUCCCAACUCUAACAGUUUUCAAUUUUUAUCCUGGAACAUGCGUAUGGCUCAACUAUGGAGGUCAACCGGACACACAUGCAUGUUAUGGUUCUGAUUCUCUCGACACAACAUUAGUCUUUGACGUGACAACUGCUACAACCGAAUGCCACGUGGAUUAUUUUAAUCCACGUCUUCCAUAUGUUAAGUCCGGAAGUUCUUGUAUUGGACAGUUCUGUUUCAUAAGUGCGACUUCCCGUGGAGAAGUGUUCAGAGGUUGUGUUAACAGUGUGACUGUCGAGGGUGCCACUCCGUUGAAGAUUGGCUACACCCGUGCAUACACUGGCUUAGAGCAAUGGAUUUGUGAUCAAUCUUACUGUAAUGCUGAUCUCAAAUCAGCUGAACUCUCUUGGCCACCUGAGCUAUAUUUAUACAGAAAUAUAUCAAAUCUCCGAGAGUUCAAUGUUUUCUACAUCGACUCCGCUCGCUCGUCAUCCUCGAUUUUUCUUGCCAUUCCCAUCGUUUUUCUAAUUAAUUAUUGCCUUUUCCACUGAACCACCUUUUUCUUUCAUUUUUACAAAUGCUUUCAAUAUUUUCAUAUGAACAAAUUUAUAUUUCUUCAAAUUACUUCAUUUUCAAACAAUAAAAGCACCGGAGAUUCUAUGUUCUCUUUCUCAAUAUUAUUUAUUCUUCAUCGACUUUUCUUUGAACCCAUACGAUUUUUUUCUGCUCGUCUUCAAUUAUUUUUUUCAGCUGAAAAAUAAUAAAAAGUUAAGUGCGGCACGAAUUGAAAGAAUAAUUACCUGUAGAACAGCGUGAGUCAUCAUGAAGCUGACAUUAU
This is a messenger RNA of Caenorhabditis elegans, 2722 nucleotides long. It is a transcript of the gene F44D12.2, whose product is annotated as DUF7622 domain-containing protein. The transcript has 7 exons. The coding region runs from base 1407 to 2435 and encodes 342 amino acids. NCBI's taxonomy places the organism in Eukaryota, Metazoa, Nematoda, Chromadorea, Rhabditida, Rhabditidae. The record is from RefSeq and is marked reviewed.